Molecule: messenger RNA, 351 nt
Organism: Rasamsonia emersonii CBS 393.64
Lineage: Eukaryota; Fungi; Ascomycota; Eurotiomycetes; Eurotiales; Trichocomaceae
Exons: 1
Source: RefSeq, a predicted model, not a curated record
UUCGUGGACAUUGGCAGCCGUGAAUGCUACGUCGGUAUGCUGUAUGCCUGCUACGACUUGAUCCGCCCCGACGUGGUCUUGGAAAUCUCGUGGCGCCAUGGCCUGCAUGACUUUACGAUGCCGUACAUGAUCAACAUGUUGGCCCAGCAGACUGCCACCAUUGAAUUGCUCAAGAAGGACAACGAGGAGCGGAAGGCGCGGGAGAAGUCGCAGCAGAAGGAGGAGGACCACACCCCCAUCAUGGGAUCGCGACUGAUGCUCACGCAGGGCCCGGCCAGCGCACCCAGCCCGGGACCGUUCCAGCAGACCAACGGUAUCACUCCGCAGGCGACCGGGUUCCGUGCGUUCUAA